Nematolebias whitei (Rio pearlfish) is the source of this 1581-nucleotide messenger RNA. Its product is annotated as protein LSM14 homolog B. Gene Ontology annotation, molecular function: mRNA binding. The record is from RefSeq and is a predicted model, not a curated record. The transcript is spliced from 8 exons. Bases 77 to 1177 code for a protein of 366 amino acids. Lineage: Eukaryota; Metazoa; Chordata; Actinopteri; Cyprinodontiformes; Rivulidae.
GAGUUAAUGUCGGGCUGCUGCCGUUUACUGCUUUGUAGCUGGCUUGUUGCGUGAAACAUUAUCGUUUGAUUCCAACAUGAGCGCACGAGGAGGCACCCCUUAUAUCGGCAGUAAAAUAAGUCUGAUCUCCAUGGCUCAGAUCCGGUAUGAAGGAAUACUGUCCUCUGUGGACACGGAGAGGUCCACUGUCGCUUUAGCUAAAGUGAAAUCCUAUGGUACAGAAGACCGGCACACAGACAGACCAGUGCCACCCAAGGAUGAAAUCUAUGAAUAUAUAAUCUUCAGAGGAAGUGACAUCAAAGAUAUUACUGUCUCUGAACCUCCCAAACCCCACCACGGACUGCCUCGUGACCCUGCAAUAGUUCAGUCAUCCAUGGGCCCCUCUGUGCCCUACCACCCACGCUGGACUCCCUACAGAGACGUGAUGCCCACAUUUAACCAGCUUGCCGCCAGCUCUCUACUCAGCCAGCAGUACAACGCAGCGCUGGGCCUAAUACCAGGACCUCAUGGUCCAGCCAGAAGGGCCCCCAUGGUGGAGCAGGCUGUUCAGACGGUGCCUUUGGUCACGGCUGCACAGAAGAAGGGGAAGCCUUCGCCCCAGCCGCAGAGCAGGCAGCCCGCUCGCCCGUCACAGCGCUCGGCUCCAGAUGCUUCUCCGGCUGAGAAGAACGUACCCACUAGUCAUGCACCGUCUCAGCCAGCUGUUACGAAGACUCCAGGCCGAGGUGCUGACAACCAGAAAACGAAACAAAAACAAGGGAACCGCAGACCCAGGACCAGGAGCAGAGGCCAACUUCUUGGAAAAACAUCCAAGGCAACAACUUUGGAGUUUGAUUCAGAUUUUGAUUUUGAAACUGCAAAUGCUCGGUUUAAAGAUGACCUGAUAAAGGAGACUGAAUCAGGUGAGAAGGUGAACUCUGGGGAUGCCCAGGCCAACCAUGGUGUACGAGAGGAGCCCGUUCACAUAGAGAAAUACUACGACAAAGCUAAGUGCUUCUAUGACAACAUAUCUUCAGAUCUUAAGCCCAGGAGAACCACCUGGGCAGAGGAGAAAAAGUUGAACAUUGAAACAUUUGGAGUGCCUGGUCGCUUCCUGAGAGGAAGAGGAUUGAGAAGUCGUGGACGAAGAACCACUGAGCAGAGACCACUUCCAAAGAUUGGUAGUGGGAGAGUGUGAAGCAUUUUUGUUGUCAAUGCUACUGUAAAUAUUUUUUUUAUUUUAUUUGAAUUAUCUCCCUCAUUCAAAGCUUUUAGUUUUUGAAGUCCCAAAUGUGAAUUUAAGGGUUUAACUUUGAAUUGUUGACAUGAAAUGGGAGGGUAUAUUUCUUUUAAAUCCAGCAGCUGUGCACUUACAGCAAUGUCUUCAUUAAUGGUUGGUCUGGACGUCUGUAGUACAAGUCUAUACAACAGUAGUGCUUUUGUUUUCCUGAAUAUAUUGACAUGUCUACUUGACUAUCUGACUUAACUCAGAAAUGGUUAGAUCAAAUUCAAAGUUCAGUGAGCAUGGUUUUAUUUUCUCAAAUUGUAAAACUUAAAAUGGAACAAUGUGUACAGUUGCUAUUAAAUGGCAUGUUGCCUUCA